AUGCCCUCCCAAGGAACCCCGGUCAAUCGUAUCCCCAUCAUGGCCAAGCAGGUCCUGGAUCUGUACAUGCUUUACAAGCUAGUGACAGAGAAGGGAGGCCUCGUGGAAGUUAUCAACAAGAAGAUCUGGAGAGAAAUCACAAAGGGACUGAACCUGCCUACAUCCAUCACCAGUGCUGCUUUCACCCUGCGCACACAGUACAUGAAAUACCUGUACCCAUAUGAGUGCGAAAGGAAAGGCCUCAGCUCCCCCGGCGAGCUGCAGGCCGCCAUCGACAGCAACCGCCGAGAGGGUCGUCGUCCGAGCUACAGCAGCAGCCUCUUCCGCUUCUCUCCCUCCCCCAGCACUGCCCCCCACAUCCUCUCACCUCCCAAGAUGCACCUUCCAGGUCUGGGCCCAGGGACCUCCGUGGCCCUCAAUGGCCUGCAGGCCUCACCGGGACCUUCUUUAAAGAAAGAGGAAUGGCUCCAAUGGGCCGCCGCUCACCAACAUCCACGUCCGUCUCUUCCAGAUGACCUGACCCCUUCGAUCAUGGCAGCGAGACCCCCGCUAGCGCUGUCCCUUGGUCAUCAGCAGGUGGCUGGCUUGGCGAGAGCCGCCACACUGGAGCAGCUCAGAGAAAAGCUGGAGACCAGCGGCGGAGUGGAGGGGCCGGAGAGGAAGAUGGCCCGCCUGGCAGAGGAGCAGCAGCGCCUGAUGCAGCAGGCUUUCCAACACAACCUGCUGGCCAUGGCCUCCCAAAUGCCUAUGAACCUGCGCUUAGGAGCUCCUGCUGUCGCCACCAGAGAUGACAAGCAGCAGGACAUGUCUCUGAGCAUCUCAACCAGCGGAAAUGCCAGCAUCACCGUGUCAGUGGAGGUUAACGGCACGAUCUACUCAGGAACCUUGUUUGCCCAGAAGUCCGGUGGGGCUCCCGGGCCCGCUGUGUCGGCUGCUGCUGCCUCAGUCUCCCCUGCUGGAGCCAGCACCAGCUUUGGCUUCUCGGCGGCCCAGGCUCAGAACCUCAGCCCCGCAUCCUCCUCCUCCUCUAAGGGCCCCAGCUCAGCUGAGCCGGCCCCCAACGGGUCACCCUAA
This is a messenger RNA of Menidia menidia (Atlantic silverside), 1074 nucleotides long. Lineage: Eukaryota; Metazoa; Chordata; Actinopteri; Atheriniformes; Atherinopsidae. The record is from the annotation of a GenBank genome assembly.